Molecule: messenger RNA, 1906 nt
Organism: Fukomys damarensis (Damara mole-rat)
Lineage: Eukaryota; Metazoa; Chordata; Mammalia; Rodentia; Bathyergidae
Gene: Zbtb49
Product: zinc finger and BTB domain containing 49
Exons: 9
Coding region: 86-1906 (606 amino acids)
Biological process (GO): regulation of transcription by RNA polymerase II
Cellular component (GO): nucleus
Molecular function (GO): RNA polymerase II cis-regulatory region sequence-specific DNA binding; DNA-binding transcription factor activity, RNA polymerase II-specific; protein binding
Source: RefSeq, a predicted model, not a curated record
CCUACGUCGUCGGGACCUCGUAGGACUUCAUGAAUGUGCAUGCCAGGUGCUCGCCCGGUAUCUGCCAGUUAGUCUCCUGUGCAGCAUGGACCCGGUGGCCACCCACAGCUGCCACCUCCUCCAGCAGCUGCAUGAGCAGCGGAUCCAGGGCCUGCUGUGCGACUGCAUGCUGGUGGUGCGUGGCGUCUGCUUCAAAGCGCACAAGAACGUGCUGGCCGCCUUCAGCCAGUACUUCAGGAGCCUCUUUCAGAAUUCCUCAAGCCAGAAGAACGAUGUUUUUCACUUGGAUGUGAAGAACGUCAGCGGCAUAGGGCAGAUCCUUGACUUCAUGUACACCUCGCACCUGGACCUUAACCAGGACAACAUACAGGUCAUGCUGGACACGGCCCAGUGUUUGCAAGUGCAGAACGUCCUCCACCUGUGUCACACGUUUCUGAAGUCGGCCUCUGGGGAGCAGCCACCUGGCCUGCCCUGCGGUAGCACCUUCUCCCUGCAGGGCGCUCUGCCGCCAGAUGCCACCUGUGUUCUGAGUGAAAACUACGCCCCGCCCCUCCUGCCCGAGGGCCCAGCUGGGGCCCCACACGGCAGGGUUCUGGAGGAAGCACCUGCCCCUGCCCCACCCAUGGGGCUCCACCCCCCAGAGGGUGAGAUGGCCAAGCUGGACGGCAGCAGCGCCGAGCUCCCUAGCAAGCAGCCGGGUUACUACUACAAGCUCCGGGACCUGUACAGCAAGCAGUACUACAAGCAGGCCGCUUGUCCCGGCCCUGAGCGAGUGGCCGAGCAGCCUUUUGCUCUCUCCUCCUCCGCAGACCUCACCCAGCCGUGUGCAGUUAGCCAUUCCGAGUGCCUCCUGGAGUCCUCGGAGCACCUGCCCCCCACCUUCCUGGCCCCAGUGCUGAGCGACUCUGCCCCUGACCCCGAGUCGGAUGCCCCCUGCCAGCAGCCAACCAAGCAGAUGCGGCUCAAAAAGGCCAUUCAUCUGAAGAAACUCAACUUCCUGAAGUCACAGCAAUCUGCAGAGCAAGCGUCCAAACCCAGGUUGGAUGACGACUUGACCCGGAGGACGGAAUCUGCUAGUGAAAACCCAGGAGAGAAAGCAGGCAGCCACAGUGCGGAAGAAAAGGAAAGUGGGGAGCUCAGUUCCGAGCCGUUUCAGUGUGAUAUUAGCGAAGUGGAGGUGCCCGAAGCACCAGCCGCCCUGGAGGAGCAGUGCCAGAGCCUGCAGCCCCAGAGGCAAUACUCGUGCGGAUUGUGUGGGAAGCCUUUCAAACACCCGAGCAACCUGGAGCUGCACAAGCGGUCUCAUACAGGUGAGAAACCUUUUGAAUGUAACAUUUGUGGGAAACAUUUCUCUCAGGCAGGUAACUUGCAGACCCACCUCCGUCGGCACUCUGGGGAGAAGCCGUACAUCUGUGAGAUCUGCGGAAAGAGGUUCGCAGCCUCUGGCGACGUCCAGCGCCACAUCAUCAUCCACUCGGGAGAGAAGCCACACUUGUGCGACACCUGCGGCCGAGGCUUCAGCAACUUCAGCAACCUGAAGGAGCACAAGAAGACGCACACGGCCGACAAGGUGUUCACCUGCGACGAGUGCGGCAAGUCUUUCAACAUGCAGAGGAAGCUGGUGAAGCACAGGGUGCGGCACACGGGUGAGCGGCCCUACAGCUGCCCCGCCUGCGGGAAGUGCUUCGGCGGCUCCGGAGACCUGCGCAGGCACGUCCGCACCCACACCGGGGAGAAGCCCUACACCUGCGACGUCUGCGGGAAGUGCUUCACCCGCUCGGCUGUGCUGCGGCGCCACAAGAAGAUGCACGACGCUGCAGAACGAGACGGAGCUGGACCAGUGAGGCCCUCGCCCGCGUCCCCAGCGCCUCUCCAGGCCCGAGCCGAGACCACCAGGGCAAUCUAG